Messenger RNA from Musca vetustissima, 2074 nucleotides. RefSeq names its product V-type proton ATPase catalytic subunit A. Bases 201 to 2045 code for a protein of 614 amino acids. The transcript has 4 exons. Lineage: Eukaryota; Metazoa; Arthropoda; Insecta; Diptera; Muscidae. Gene Ontology annotation, molecular function: proton-transporting ATPase activity, rotational mechanism; ATP hydrolysis activity; ATP binding. Gene Ontology annotation, biological process: proton transmembrane transport; ATP metabolic process. Gene Ontology annotation, cellular component: proton-transporting V-type ATPase, V1 domain; lysosomal membrane. The record is from RefSeq and is a predicted model, not a curated record.
AAGUAACUCCGAACUUCCAAAUGUCACGUGAAAUAAAAGCUUUUCCACCAGACGUUGCAGUCGAGCUACAUACGUAGUAAUGUCAUUAUUUCGUUGAUCGUCGUAGUUCGGUGUGGCGCAGAAGAAACCUGUUGAUUAAUCAUUCCAUUUUCUAUUAUUAAGUAAGAGCUCACACUUGUAACUCCACACCACCAACAAACAUGUCCAACUUGAAGCGUUUCGAUGAUGAGGAACGUGAGUCCAGAUAUGGCCGCGUCUAUGCUGUCUCCGGUCCUGUCGUCACUGCCGAAUGCAUGUCUGGCUCUGCUAUGUACGAAUUGGUACGUGUAGGCUACUAUGAAUUGGUCGGUGAAAUUAUCCGUUUGGAAGGUGACAUGGCCACCAUCCAGGUAUACGAAGAAACCUCUGGUGUAACUGUCGGUGAUCCCGUCUUGCGUACUGGCAAGCCCUUGUCCGUUGAAUUGGGUCCCGGUAUUAUGGGCAGCAUUUUUGACGGUAUCCAGCGUCCCCUGAAAGACAUCAACGAAUUAACCAGCUCCAUUUACAUUCCUAAGGGUGUCAAUGUACCCUGUUUGUCUCGUACCACCAGCUGGGAAUUCAAUCCCCUCAAUGUUAAGGUUGGCUCACACAUCACCGGUGGUGAUUUGUACGGUUUGGUCCAUGAAAACACCUUGGUCAAGCACAAAAUGAUUGUCGGUCCCCGUUCCAAGGGUACUGUUCGCUACAUUGCCCCCGCUGGCAACUAUCAUGUCGAUGAUGUUGUCUUGGAAACCGAAUUCGAUGGUGAGGUCACCAAACACACUAUGUUGCAAGUUUGGCCCGUACGUCAACCUCGUCCCGUUGCUGAGAAAUUGCCCGCCAAUCACCCCUUGUUGACCGGUCAACGUGUCUUGGAUUCGUUGUUCCCUUGUGUUCAAGGUGGUACCACUGCCAUUCCCGGUGCUUUCGGUUGCGGUAAAACUGUCAUCUCACAAGCCUUGUCCAAAUACUCCAACUCCGAUGUCAUUAUCUACGUCGGUUGCGGUGAACGUGGUAACGAAAUGGCUGAAGUAUUGGGUGACUUCCCUGAAUUGUCCGUUGAAAUCGAUGGUGUCACUGAAUCUAUCAUGAAACGUACCGCCUUGGUUGCCAACACCUCCAACAUGCCUGUCGCUGCUCGUGAAGCCUCCAUCUACACUGGUAUCACCUUGUCCGAAUACUUCCGUGAUAUGGGUUACAACGUAUCUAUGAUGGCUGAUUCCACCUCCCGUUGGGCCGAAGCUCUUCGUGAAAUUUCUGGUCGUUUGGCUGAAAUGCCUGCCGAUUCUGGCUACCCAGCCUACUUGGGUGCCCGUUUGGCCUCCUUCUACGAACGUGCCGGUCGCGUCAAGUGUUUGGGUAACCCCGAACGUGAAGGUUCCGUCUCCAUUGUCGGUGCUGUAUCUCCACCUGGUGGUGAUUUCUCUGAUCCCGUUACUUCUGCCACUUUGGGUAUUGUCCAAGUGUUCUGGGGUUUGGACAAGAAAUUGGCUCAACGCAAACAUUUCCCCUCCAUCAAUUGGUUGAUUUCCUACUCGAAAUACAUGCGUGCUUUGGAUGAUUUCUAUGACAAGAACUUCCCCGAAUUCGUGCCAUUGCGUACCAAGGUCAAGGAAAUCUUGCAAGAAGAAGAAGAUUUGUCCGAAAUCGUACAAUUGGUCGGUAAGGCCUCGUUGGCUGAAACCGAUAAGAUCACCUUGGAAGUUGCCAAGUUGUUGAAGGACGAUUUCUUGCAACAGAACUCGUACUCAUCCUAUGACAGAUUCUGCCCCUUCUACAAGACUGUGGGUAUGUUGAAGAACAUCAUUGCCUUCUACGAUAUGGCCCGUCACUCGGUUGAAUCCACCGCCCAAUCAGAGAACAAGAUCACAUGGAAUGUGAUCCGUGAGGCUAUGGGUAACAUUAUGUACCAAUUGUCUUCGAUGAAAUUCAAGGACCCCGUUAAGGAUGGUGAAGCUAAGAUCAAGGCCGACUUUGAACAAUUGCACGAAGAUUUGCAACAAGCCUUCAGAAAUUUGGAAGACUAAGAGAUGUCAUCAUUGGAGUGUAGCCGUUA